AUGUCCCAUCAUCGUUCUUUAGUAAAUCAUGAAUUGAACACGAGUCGUGACCCUCGCAAUCGUGAUCGUUCACGUUCUGAUAUUCGUCGACCAAAUAGCACUGAUACAUUUGCAGCAUCAGUGCCGAUUAUUCAACCUUUAAAACAGGAACAACCCACUCCGACAAAUGGUGUACUGGAGUUUUUCAAAACUCUUGGUCUUAAUUCACAAUUAAUUCAGGCAUUAAUUAAUGCGAAUCCUCAAAAUAGUCAACCAGUUCAACAACAACAACCUCAGCAACCAUCAGUAAACACUGCUCAAGAUUUUGCUUCAUUUCUCAGUCAUAGCUAUGGGCUUAAUUCAACUGUAAUGCCUACACCUAAUCAAUCAGUAAAUAGAGAUCCUCGACGUCGACAAAUAUCGAUGGUAACUAAUCCAUCAAAUUGUAAUCAAAUGUUAUCAAAUACUGUUUCAUCGAAUUUUGAUCGACCAACUGAUCCUCGUUCAAAUUCAGUAAUAACAAAUAAUAGUUUUUCACAUGUUAAUAAUAAUUCUUCGCUAUCAGUAUCUAUUGAUGAAUUAUUUAAACAAUAUCUUUCUACAAUUGAUCAAUCGUUGUUGAGCGAUGAAAUUCGUAAAAAAUUUCAACGUAUAGCAUUACUUGACAAUGAAUUAGAUAAAUUAUAUCGUAUGAAUAUUGAAUUAACAAAAAAUAUUGAAAGACGGUCACGACGGCGUACAUCAGCAAAAGAUAAAGAUCCUUUAUUGAAAGAAAAUGAGAAUUUACAAAAUGACCUUAUCAUAUAUAUAAAAACAUUAAAAACAACACUGAUGAAUCAUUAUCCAACAUAUAUGUUUGGUAGUAAUACAGUUAUUGGAAGAAAGUAG
Messenger RNA from Rotaria socialis, 867 nucleotides. NCBI's taxonomy places the organism in Eukaryota, Metazoa, Rotifera, Eurotatoria, Philodinida, Philodinidae. The record is from the annotation of a GenBank genome assembly.